Morchella importuna is the source of this 336-nucleotide messenger RNA. RefSeq lists its product as uncharacterized. The transcript is spliced from 3 exons. Bases 1 to 336 code for a protein of 111 amino acids. The record is from RefSeq and is a predicted model, not a curated record. NCBI's taxonomy places the organism in Eukaryota, Fungi, Ascomycota, Pezizomycetes, Pezizales, Morchellaceae.
AUGAUCUGGGGAGGUAACGUACUUACCUACUCUUACACAUAUCUGGUUCACCGUUCACAUUCCCAUCCUGUCGCACACUUCUUCAUCUUCUGCACUUUUGGUACGGAUGACAGCCAUGGGCUUUUAGGACCCACCUUGAUAUCCUUUCAUCGGGCUCCAUUCCGUAAUCUCAAACUACUCUAUUUUUUCCUAGUUUGUUCAGGACUUCAUCUGUGGCGCAAUCCAGAUCAAGUUCAACCCAAGAAUCUCAGCGGAUUUAUACAAAGCUUGAGCGCUCGACUUGGCAGCUCUUUGCUGCUCCUUGAUGCUCUUUUGAUAACCUUGAAGCGGCGCUGA